GCAAAGCCGUCCUCCUGAUUGAUUUUACGAACACGUUCAAUAUCGUGCAGCGGUCGGCUUUCUUGGAAGAGGAGCUGAAAAUCGAUGCUGGUUUAGACAUCGCACGCGGUUGCCUUGGCGAGUUCUGCGCGGCUGGCGAGUUCGACGCGAUGCUGCGGGCGUCGCGGCUGAUUCAGCGAAAAGCGGCAAGCCUGGGCCUCGAGCUGAACUUGGACAACUGCGAGGGCAUCCCCACGGCUGGGCGCGACGCGGUGAAGAGAGUGCAGAAGUUGACCGGGAUGUUCGACGAGGUGCCAUUACUGGGGGACGCCCAGGGGGGGAUGGGCUUGCGGCUCGGAAAUUCCCACGCUGCUGUGGCCGACCUUGCUUCCCACAUAGCGACGCGACACUUGUGCGGUCAGAUCUACGCUGCCGUCUCGCGGGGCGGGGGCUGCGAUGGCGGCGCCCCGGCAGCGGCAGCCAACCUCCACAGUGAUGGCGCCCACCAGGAGCAUCGCGUCACAAUGGUGGCUGCCGGCGGCUCCUUCCCCGACCAGCGGGGUCUGUCGACGAAAGUGGGCGAUCAUCUCGUGGGCCAGCUGAUCGCUGCGAGCCCAGGCGCCCACAAGGCGCCCCGCGCAACCAGCGCGCCGCGCGCGAGCGCGUUGCUGCAGUCCCAGCCGCGCAGCGCCCUCGGGCAGCGCAUGUCCCAGUUCGAGUUUGUGGCGGCCUUGCGUUUGUGGCUUGGUUGCCACGUUUCUAGCAGGGGUGACUGGCGCCCGAAGUGCGACCGGGCGAUUGGCGCGCAGGGCCUGCACCCUCUCUGCUGCAUGGCGGGCGGCGACGCAGUCAAGGUGCACAACGCCCUGCGCGAUCAGACCCGCUCCUUCGUGCAUGCCGCGGGCCUCCGGGCCAAGAAAAAGGGCGGGUUGCUGCCGGGCGACCCCCGCCAGCGGCCGCGCGACAUCCGCCUCCCGACUUGGCCGUUCGGCCCGCCCCUGGCUCCCGAGUUUGCCGCGGCGUCGCCUCUCAGACAGUCUGCGGCGCAAGGGGCCGCCGCCGGACAGCUCAGCGCGGCCGCGUCGUGCGAGGGAGCGAAGCUUGCAGACGGAGAUACUGGCGCACGCUGCGAGCAACUUGGCAUCCGCCUGGUUCCCAUGGUCGCGGGGUCCUUCGGCGGACGGGGCGAGAUGGCGCGAGACGUUUUCCGGGCCUUGAUUCAUGCCCGCGCAGCGCGCAGUGGCGAGACGGCGAGCAGUGCCAUCACCUUCUUAAUCUAUUCUG
Prorocentrum cordatum is the source of this 1263-nucleotide messenger RNA. NCBI's taxonomy places the organism in Eukaryota, Dinophyceae, Prorocentrales, Prorocentraceae. The record is from the annotation of a GenBank genome assembly.